AUGGACACAUGCUUUCCAUCAUGUCUCUACCCAGAUGACCAAGAAGCCGCAUUGCUCUGCGCCAAAAUUGACUUCUGUCUAAUCUUCGAAUGGGCCCAACAUCGCUUCGCCCAGCUUAGCCGUCUCUCCAACCAGGAGAUUCUAGCCCUCGACGCCGAGCUGCAAACGGGGUACAAGAGCCUAACUCAAGAAACCAAACGGGUUGGCAAUGCUCCUCAAAGGUUCCGGUUCGCGCGAGAGCUAUUGAAAACGAGAUAUUACAACGCCCGAAUCAUUCUCGCGCGAUCCCUUAUACUCUUCGUGGCUCACGACUUGAAGCGUAAAACCCCAGAACUCCUUCCCGAACAAGGCCACAUACUCGAUGACUGCUGCUCCAUUGCCGCAGAAGCAAUAGACUCCACAGCACAAUACUGGUCCCCGAACCGCAUCCACGUGUGGCAUUCUUCAUGGUAUCUGUUUCAGGCAUGUACCGUGCCGCUGCUCAGCAUUUCAAUCAAAAGAAAUAUGGAACAGCGUCAACAGCAACAAGUAUCAUCACCAUUAUCAGACGAAGUCAUCGCCUGGCAGACGAGCUUGGCAAAAGCGCUGGACACAUUUACCGAAAUGCGGCCAUGGAUGCGAACAUCUGAUCAAUCCCCAGAUAUGGUGUCUGCGUUGUACGAGGCUCUUACAGCCACUGGGGAAGUGGACGGCCAAACGCCUUCUGCAACGGAGGGGAGCCUGGAUCUCUUUGGCUGGUGUAAUGAGCAGCUUACAGAGUUGGAUUGGGGAGUGUUUCUAGGUGAUGAAAGCUUGGCAAGGGGGAUGUAG
Metarhizium acridum CQMa 102 is the source of this 810-nucleotide messenger RNA. RefSeq lists its product as uncharacterized. Lineage: Eukaryota; Fungi; Ascomycota; Sordariomycetes; Hypocreales; Clavicipitaceae. Gene Ontology annotation, cellular component: nucleus. Gene Ontology annotation, molecular function: RNA polymerase II cis-regulatory region sequence-specific DNA binding; DNA-binding transcription factor activity, RNA polymerase II-specific. Gene Ontology annotation, biological process: positive regulation of transcription from RNA polymerase II promoter by galactose. The record is from RefSeq and is a predicted model, not a curated record.